CCGAUUUCGCAAGACAAGUUCUUUAGACGAUUCUAGAGGUAAAAACAGUAUCGUGAGAAGCAGUGUUGUCAUCGUCAGAUACGUGGUCUCUGUGAUGGCGAAAGAUAUACUGAAGCCAAACCAAUCUUCAACACCACUCCAACCUACAUGAUUACCAUGCGAGAUGGCACAACAAGAUGACCAGACACCCGUUACCGACAUGUACCUGUCGGAAGAGAAGCCGGUAUGCCCAACGACCGUGGAGAUACCCGAGGGUCCACCACCGGAGUGGUGGUCAACGGGUAGGAAAGCUCCUCUCAGCCCCGUGAUGUUAUCGCCCGGAUGCACCACACAGAAAUUAAUUGCGUCUGGCAAGAUCAAGAGUUGCUUUAUUCUGUUGGAGAAGACGAAUUAUGAUCCGAGCUGCCUUGGUCCGACACGUGUCAACUAUGAGGAUACGGGCGAAUCGGUUGGAGGAGACGGUGGGGACAAAGCUUGCCAACGACCCACAAGCUUCCGUGAAUUUAACAGAUUGGAUACCAAAAGUCUAAAAGAACGUUCCGAUGUUAACCGGAAUGUUUUCACCAGUAUGUUGCGUGAUUUACAUACAGUUCCGUUGGAUGAUGGUAAAGAACAUGGCGUUUUGACGGAUCGUGUGUCACCAGAAGGCAACAUGGUUACAACCCCGAUCCUCAUGUCAGAUAGUGAGUCCGAUCAGAUGAUGAGGACAUACGAGUAUCCUUCAGUCGAUUCAGAUACAAUCGGGGACACAUUUUCGGUUAAUUUUGAUGCCGAAAGUAUCUCCUCGACCGGUUCAAGUGAGACUUUAGAGUAUUUGGAAUCCAUACCAGAGGAAACAGAUAUCGAAAGAGACUUUGAUGAAGUCGAAGAACCAUGCGAUGGACCCCCACGUUUAGAAAUUCUAGACUCAUGGACUGUUGUUUCGAGACCGACGUUUGAUGACCCUCCAAUGUUGUCCCCACCUUUGCUAACCACUGAAAACAGAGACUUACGAUGCUCGCCAUUUACUUUCCCGAAACCACAUUUGACGGCAAGUUCCCCGAACCCGAAAAGUCGAGUGAGUAGACAGGUCGAAGAUGCCGAUUGCAUCCCUUUUCUUGACUCGAGAGAAUCUUCGAAUUAUGAACGUUCACCGUGUGAUAAAAUUGAGAAAACAAAAUCCAUUGAGAGCUUAGAAGUCAGGACUGGACUUUGUGUUCCAAAUACAUCUUGGAACAAAGAGGUUUUCACAAGAGAUUCCCAUCAGUUCAGCAACAACGCUAGAGGGACGACAAUCGAAACUGAAGGAGAUCAAACAAUAGAGGGCCGUUUUACCUCUAAAUUAACUCCAACCAUUGAGCAUUCAGGGCCACAUUCAAACCAGCAGCGUCAGUUGAAUGACUCUCAAAACAAUCUCAAUAUUUCAGAAACACAAGAAACAAAUGAUACCUCCAAAACUAUGCCUUCGAAACCAUCUAGGACUGUGGAUGGAUUCUUAAAAAACAUAAAUCCACAUGAUCGUUUGAGUAGUGAAGGGGGAAAAUCAUCUAAACACCGGGAUAAAUUGUCCAUUGCUACCUCACAAAGGGUUGGGAUUUCGUACCAACAAAGCUCCUUGGAUGAGAAUGUUAGGGAUGUUAGUAGCCCUAAACGUCAAGAAAAAGAACACAGUCCACACCAGUCCCACGCUUGUCAAUCGAGUGAAUCCCUUCAGUCGUCAAAGACUAUAGUUACCGGUACUGAUCCAUCUUCGGCAAGAAAUGGAAGAACUUCGACACUCAAUAUGACGUCAUCGUUACCUGACCUUGAUUCCCCUGGUCAUUCCCCAGGUCAUUGCCCAGUUCAUUCUCCAGAUCAUCCCCGUGGCCAUAUCCAUGAUUCUUCACGACUUAGCCCUACAAUGCCAGGGCGUUUUUUUGCUGAUACUGAAGACGUGCAAACUGUUCAUCUUCCCAAGUUGGAUGUACCUCAGAACAAAGAUGUUUCAGUCGUACUUUCGAGUGAAGAAACAAUUUCAACUAUCCCAUCAUUGGUGAUUUCAGACGUCCAAAGCGUUCAGGUUCAAACAGUAGAUCUGCCAGGAGCGAUUGAAACGAUACAACCACAGCAAAUCGAACUUCCGACAGGAGCCGAACCCUCUGACAAUAUCGUGAACGAUGUAUUCUUUGCCAGCUCUGCAUUCAGUGCCGACACAGCUACCGACAGUGUCGCCAACUCACAGGAAUCUUCACGAGAGUCAUCGGUUACGUCACUUCCUGUCGAUGAUGAGAAUUUUGAAGAUGCGGAAUAUCAACAAAUAGUUCAGCAAAUAAAGGAGGGCGGUGAACAUCCAAUUGCCAACGGGGGUGACACCGGUAAUAAGGAUUUGUAUGAAACUACGCAAGGCUCAGACCACUUUGUGUAUCCAACGUUGAGACAAGAAAAAGAGAAAGAAGACCACAGUACUGAUGACGUUUCAAAAAUGCCCGAUAAUAUUGAUGACGUCGCUAGUUCACGAUGUGACAAAAUGACGUCCCCCGAGUACCAGCCAUUGUUUACUCAUGAAGUUGCAAACUGCCCUGAGAUUUGUGGUUAUGCCAAUGAAGUAACAGUUGAAGUCUGUGAUUUUGAAUCGGUAGACUCGUCCGUUUCUGAAGUCAAUUCCGAGAUCGAACGAGCGGUGGCAUCAAUUACCGACCGCUGCGUUUCAACAGAAAAAAAAAUGGCGGGCGUAUUGUAUGAAUGCCUUGAUGAGCUGACGCCUGAUGAGAUACGGCAGCGCUUAGAAGUUACUGACAGUUCGAGCUGCGCUUCAAGCACGAUUGAAGUCACCUCUUCCACGGGUCAGGUAUCUGUAGACAUUGGCAAGGAUCAGACAAAUCAAGAUUCACAGGAAGGCAAAAGAUCUGUUAAUAAAGAAGGUGGUCCGAAUCAAAUUGUUGGUGAUGCAGAGGGAUUUGUGCAAGUACAAGCAAGUUCAAAUGUAACCAGUGUUAGUCACACUCCCACCAUUGUUCCACUGACCCACAAGCAGAAAGAUGUUGUUACUGCAAACGAGUUACGUAAGACUACUGAUCACCGAUCUGUUCAGGAAACAAGCUUUGGCGUUCCCGUUGCUGGAAUCAAACCUCGCGUGAUCUCGUCACUUAGAAGGGAAGAUGAUAAAACACCAAAUGGGGACAUAAAUCAAACUGUGAUCGUAGACAAGGGAAGCAAAACGGGUCAAAACCAGGCUCAACAACAAACCGGUGCAGUAUCCCCUGGCAGUGACCCUUCCCAGUUUGACAAAGAUUCAAGACGCCGCGAGAUCGACACUGCAAUUUCCCUCGCUAUCAUGUCUGAAUUUACAACACUGCCCUCAAGAGUUGAUCCUAACUAUAAAGUUAGUCAGAGUAUCGCAACAUCUGGAGCAACAACACAAGAAACAAAUAUUCAAUCAUCACCAAAUCCAACCAAUGUUCAAUUAACAUCAUCGGUACAGUAUCCCAGAGGGCCCGGAGAGAUGAGACAUUUUCGCCCCGCUGGCCCUAGGUUUCCAGGCAGUAAAAACCAAAGUAGGCAAAUGUUUACUUCACAACAGUUCAGCUCCUCGUCAGGUGUAGGAAUCCAAGGUUCUUUGAACCCCCUCGCGGAUCAAUGGCCCCUACCAAGAGGUCGCGGUAGAUACAAAAGCAACUUUACUGUUGUAGAUUACUCGGCGCCAGAUAACGAGAAACCAGAACAGUUUAUUGAGCUCAGAAGGUGUCUGACACAAGAGAGGAGAAUGCAUCCAGAUUUCAGGCCGCAGCUGCCUUCCACACAGCCGCCAUUGAUUCCACCAGACCAAACGGUAGCCGUGUCUCAGCAUAAUCAGCUUUUCUACCCUAAUGAUAAGUUUGUAAAUAUUCGUAAUGGGGUCCCAAUUGAGUUUCCUGGUGGGAAACGUUUUAUAGCGUAUAACAAAGAAGCAUAUCGCUAUCCACCACAAAACGCUGUUGUAAUGCGAUCGAACGAACAAUUGACAGCUCAAAACCAGCACAUUGGAGCAGUGUCAGUUUCGGGAGUCCCGCCCCAAAUGCCUCAGACUGCACCAAAUAAUGUACAAUCCCAUUCAAACACUGCCGUCAGCUACUCUCAGCAGCACCAGUACCCAAGACCAAACCCAGCCCACCCAAAUCUUUCAGUGGCUCAGUACCCAAUGCAUCCAAGCGUCAUGCCUCGACAACAGCUUUCACAUUUUGUGAACGCCACGGACAGAACAAGACAGUCUCCAGGGGUGUAUCCUCAGCAAGGCCAAGCAGUCUACCCCUCACAGAACGCCAGACUAGCUGGCAGCCGACACGAUCAGUCCCAUAGAACACCCCAACAGCGGGCUUCUACUCCACGGAUAGCAUCAGUCUCACCUGACGUCAUGGUAGGACCAAGUACUAGCGAGCAACAAAGUCAGGCCAGGGAGAACUUCGAACAAACGAGAGCUACCACCUUUCCUAGAGCACCACAACUUCACGAAGUUGGCCCGAGGAAACAGUUUCCUGGUGCUAUUGGUAGGGGGCUUUUGAUGACGACAUCAGCGACUAACCAAGGUGCAGUAGACAACCUUACCCAUUCCUACCAAGCACAACAACAGUUAUUUCGGGCCUCAAGAGGUGAUGUCGAAGGCAAACAAACCCCAAAUUCAGUUAGUACAUUAACACCCACUCAAGUCACACCAGCGCAAAACCCUCCCCACGAUCACAUAACAAGUGACUUUGAACAUCUGAAGCGAAUGGCAACUGCUGCAGCCACAAAUAAAAUGAUAAGAAGUGACGUUCCUUUUAUUCAUCAAAAUCAACCUCAAAAGGCUGCCCCUAGGACCAACUAUGGACAGCCUCCCGGUGCGGACCAAGCUGACCGGCCUGCCCAAGCUGACGUCACUGCCCGGUGUGACCCAACGUCUCUCCCAGCAUCAGCCUUUAUCGGUAAUUUGGCUGAGACAAACAGAAUGCGAGCGACGAGCUACCAAGAGGUGUACGAUGCCAGGAAUUCGCGAGUCCCUGUUCUUACUCAAAAUGAGACAGCGGCAAAAGUGACACCUGGAAGUGUUGCCAAUUCUCUGGAAAGUGAACAAAUCAUACCACAAGUCAUGCCACAGUCAAAAGACGACCAAACUAUCGGGCAACGGGAAGGUCCAUCGCCAAGAGGGUCUAUGACUCCAACCCCUACACCCCCACGAAGCACUCUAGGCAGAACUACGAGAACGUGGACAUCCACAGAAGAAGCUCUCUUAAAAUCCUUGCCAGAGGAACUUGCGAGUUACCUCGUCGAUCAAUGCAGGAAAGGUGGCGCAUUCAGAGAAACACUGAAGUCCAUUAUUGAAGACUCGCUUAAAGAGGAAGAAGAAACUCAAAAUGAAGAAGCAGUAAGAGUUCGGGAGCACACUGUACACCAUCUUCCAAACCAAACCCAUGGGGACGCGGGUCACACAGACAGCCACCACACACCCUACGCCGAUCAACUCAGAGCCCCAACGAAAUCAUUGCAUAGACAAGGUCCAACCCCACCGGCACGAAAACAAUAUGACACCCAACCUCAGCAGCAGGCAGUCAGUCUGACGACACAUGCGUCUGAAACUGAGCCUGCGUCAACGGUUGACACACGGCAACAACACUCAAAGGAAGACCAAGAUUACGGAAGAAAGUCAACAUUUUUCUUCAACCCUGCGCCCUCUUCGUCUCCAUUACUAGAAGCAGAUAAUGUUCUAGAUGCUUUUUCCCAGGGAGCUGCUGAACAAAGUCAGAGAAAUAAAGCAAUUGAUCUCAGCAUUCAACAACAAGCAGUCGACCUCAGUUACAAACAAUUAAUUAAUUAUGAACAACCUGUUUACGAAGUACGACUUCCCAUGCCGUAUUUGUUAUCAAAUAGUCAUCUCUGCCACCGUGCGUUCACAUCAGGGGAGCGAGGUCCAAUCAGAGCAUCUAGCGUAGUGGAUCUAACCUCCAUUCCAACACCGCCACCAAUACAUUCGUUUCUGAAGAACAACCUAAGCCCAACUCAGCUCACGAUACGGAACAAACUGCUUGAGAGGAGGUCACGGAUUCUAAGUCGUUCCAUGUCCACGCCAGAUAUUCUUCACGGAUACACGUAUCCCGCCAAGAACGAACGAAAAAAGUUAGUUGAGCCAAGGAAUUUCGAAGCUGAGACGACUUCAUCUGGAAUUCAGCCGACGGUGCAAGGGGCUAGACGUGACGGAAGAUGCGAGAACCCUGUCACGGUCAUCACGUCAUCACACUCGGUCAAUGUUGACCAAACAAUACAUCAAGUCAAAGAUGCCAUUGGCAUCGCAAUGAAUCGAAAAAGAGCAUCUAAUCAACCAUUCACCCUCGGGCCAAACACAACGGCAAAAUACCCGAAAAUGAAAUCAAAACUUCAAAAUGCAUGGAUCAAUGCGUUAGGCCAACAGCCUCUUUCGUCAGGCCAGCAGCCUCUAUCGUCAGGCCACCAGCCUCUCUUAUCCGGCCCGCAGCCUCUCUCAGCUGGCCAGCAGCCUCUAUCAUCAUGCCACCAGCCUCUCUUAUCCGGCCAACAGCCUCUUUCGUCAGGCCAGCAGCCUCUUUCAUCAGGCCAGCAGCCUUUCUCAUCAGGCCAACAGCCUCUCUUAUCCGGCCAACAGCCUCUUUCGUCAGGCCAGCAGCCUCUAUCAUCAGGCCAGCAGCCUUUCUCAUCAGGCCAACAGCCUCUCUCAGCUGGCCAGCAGCCUCUAUCGUCAGGCCACCAGCCUCUCUUAUCCGGCCAAGUGCCUCUCUCAUCAGGCCGGCAGCCUCUCUCAUCAGGCCAGCAGCCUCUAUCGUCAGGCCAACAGCCUCUCUCAUCGGGCCAGCAGCCUCUCUCAUCAAAGGACAGCCAGGAAAAUCUUCAACCAUCUUUAGAGACAAGUCCUUCUGGAAAACCCAUGUCAAUUCAACCUCAGUCCUCAACCUUUCUCCAUAAUCCAAACAAAUCUGUCACUCGCUCGCCAGAAGCACCUGCCAUCACAAAACCAGUGUCACACCUUGCGGAGAUUCCUAAUUCAUCCUCCAAGAUGCUAACUAAAAAGAGAAAGAGGGGUCGUCCUCCUAAAGGACCAAUAUCCAAAAAACCAAGAUCAGACGCAAGUAAAUUAGAAACAGACUUAGAGUGUCAAUUUUGCUCAUUCAAAAGUUACUUUAGGUCUGAAAUUCGCGCGCACGUAAAAAAUGAUCAUUUUGCAAAAUUCUGCAAGGAGACCACAACUACGCCAAGGAAGAAAAAGGCAAAACGGGACCAUAAAAACAAACCUGUCACAAAUAAGGUCCAUAGUAUGAAGCCAAUGUCUCCUGCGAAGAUCGCUGCGAUUGUGCCUGGACCUCCACAUACUUCAAUUAGAAAUACACUUAUUCCUACAGACAAAUGCAAUAUCUCAAAUUCACCUGAAAUACGUCACUCAUCAGGCAACACCGUAGGAGCAGUAACUACGACAACCGUAAAUGUUUAUAUCCCUGGCAACUUGAUAACAAAUGCUGGCCAUGUAACAUUUCAAAACGAAGCGACGACCGGUAGUAUUGUCCCCAUGAAACAAGUAAACCCACAAGUCGCUAUGUCCACACCAGUUCAGCAAAAUAUACAGCCGGCGUAUGCUCCUUACACUAAAACCCAGAUGGGUGAUACAAGGGCUGCUGAAGCAAGCUCCUUAAUAGCCAGUCCAGCUGCCACCACCAGCACAGUUAGACCUUCACUGAACGAGCGCCCAAUUCAAACCCCAUAUCGUUGCACGCACUGUAAUCAAUACUGCAGUAGCUCAAGGGAACUACUCAUUCACAAAAAGUUCCAACACACAAACACAAAAGGUCUACACAUGUGUUUCAACUGCGGCUAUACUACCAAGGCCGAAUACCAACUCAGGAAACACAUUCUUAAAUGGCAUCAGAAGCAGGGUGUGGAGAACCACAAGUGUACGCGCGCCGCGUGUGGGCAGUCCUUCCCAACACAAGACCAGCUACAGACGCAUAUUAAGCAAACGCAUGACGCAGGGGAUUACGUGUGUACGUUAUGUGACGCAAAGUAUCUCAACGUAACUGGGCUGAGGUAUCACCAGCAACGCCAUAAACUCAACUAUCCGCAUAAGUGUAAGGAAUGCGGACUCAAAUUCAAAUCUUUGGGGAUGCUGAACCGACAUGAGUUUCAAAAAAAUCAUAUCUCGUCCUAAAGGUUGUAACCACAGGUUGGUAAAAAGUUGUCCUUUUGAGAUAAAUUAUGGUGGACAUACUACAGGACUGCACUGUUUGGUUUGGGUGUAUACAGACAAAUUUACCCAAACCUUAUAUAGUGUUGUAGCAUUGUGU
Molecule: messenger RNA, 8273 nt
Organism: Asterias rubens (European starfish)
Lineage: Eukaryota; Metazoa; Echinodermata; Asteroidea; Forcipulatida; Asteriidae
Exons: 2
Coding region: 164-8137 (2657 amino acids)
Biological process (GO): regulation of transcription by RNA polymerase II
Cellular component (GO): chromosome
Molecular function (GO): chromatin insulator sequence binding
Source: RefSeq, a predicted model, not a curated record